AGUCGAAACAACGCAACCUACUGGUUGGAGACAUAUUUCCAACCGAGUUCGACCUCAUUGCUGUAAAACGACAGGGUCAAUGUGGUCCCAUGACCACGGAGACAAAUAUAUUUUAUUUGUUGAUAUUAAAAUAUUAAUUCUGGAAGAAAGAAGUCAACGCUCACUCUGCUUUUCCAAAGGUGUGGAACGUAAGGAUCUGAUUUCUCUGGGGUGGCCAGCUUGCUAGCAGGCUGCGGUUCGCCAUAGUUGUUGUUUACUUGAUGUAGGCUGGAAGAUAUCAGAGAUGUGGGCCUUUUUCGCUCGGGAUCCAGUCAAAGACUUUAAUUAUGACAUUUUACCGGAAACCCAAGAAACGUCCGGAAUAUGGACACUACAUCGGGGCAAACGAAAGACAGGUGGGGAGCCAGUAUCAGUGUUUGUGUACGAUGUGUCAACAGGGACAGAGGAACAGACCCAGCUAGCAAAGGCAGCGUUCAAACGCAUGAAGACCCUUCGACAUCCCAACAUCCUGGCCUACGUAGAUGGAUUGGAGACAGAGAAGAGCCUGUACCUGGUCACAGAGCAGGUCACCCCCCUGGCAGCCCACCUGAAGGCCCAAUCAGACCGGGGGGGCUCUGGGGAUCUGGAGAUGUCCUGGGGCCUUCAUCAGAUUGUGAAAGCCCUUAGUUUCCUGGUGAAUGACUGCCACCUCCUUCACAAUAACCUGGGUAUCUGGUCUGUGUUUGUGGACCGAGCCGGAGAAUGGAAGCUUGGCGGUCUGGACCACAUGACCCCAGAGAACGAGGACGCCUCCACAUCACUACCCUCUGCUAAAGCUGUUCACUCUGACAUGGACAAAUACGACCCCCCUGAGUCACCAAACGGUGGAGAGAAAUGGGCUGGGGAUGUAUGGCGGCUGGGCUGUCUGAUCUGGGAAGUGUUCAAUGGUCCACUGCCCCGAACCUCCUCCCUACGCUCCCUCGGAAAGAUCCCUAAAGCAUUGGUGCCACACUACUGUGAGUUGGUAGGGGCCAACGCUAGGGCCCGGCCAAACCCAGCUCGCUUCCUCCAGAACUGCAGAGCUCCUGGAGGAUUCCUUAGCAACAGCUUUGUGGAGAGCAACCUUUUCCUUGAGGAGAUCCAGAUCAAAGACCCAGCAGAGAAGCAUCAGUUUUUUCAGGACCUGAGUGAGAACCUGGACUCAUUCCCAGAGGACUUCUGUAAGCACAAGGUGCUGCCACAGCUACUCACUGCCUUUGAGUUUGGCAAUGCUGGUGCUGUCGUCCUCACACCUCUGUUUAAGGUAGGUAAAUUCCUGUCUGCGGAGGAGUACCAGCAGAAGAUCAUUCCUGUCAUUGUAAAGAUGUUCUCCUCUACAGACCGGGCCAUGAGGAUACGACUGCUUCAACAGAUGGAGCAGUUUAUUCAGUAUCUAAAUGAUGCAGCGGUGAACUCGCAGAUCUUCCCUCAUGUUGUUCACGGUUUCACAGACACAAACCCAGCCAUCAGAGAACAGACUGUCAAGUCCAUGCUGCUGCUGGCCCCCAAGCUGAAUGAGAGUAAUGUGAAUCAGGAGCUGAUGAGGCACUUUGCACGACUGCAGGCGAGAGACGAGCAGGGACCAAUCCGCUGCAACACCACCGUGUGCCUGGGAAAGAUCGCCCCCUACCUCAACGCUGGGACGCGGCAGCGAGUGUUGAUCUCUGCGUUCUCUCGGGCCACUAAGGACCCGUUUCCCGCUUCUCGGGCGGCCGGGGUUCUGGGCUUCGCAGCAACGCACAACUACUACAGUGUGACGGAGAGCGCAGCACGAGUACUGCCAACGCUCUGUACCCUCACUGUUGACCCUGACAAGAAUGUUAGAGAUCAGGCGUUUAAAGCCAUCAAGAGUUUCCUGACAAAGCUGGAGACUGUUUCUGAAGAUCCAACCAAGCUGGCUGAAAUAGAAAAGGAUGUGAUGUCAUCAGCCCAGCCGGCGGGGGCAGCAGCCAGUUGGGCAGGCUGGGCAGUGACGGGGGUGUCCUCUCUGACCUCCAAGCUCAUCCGAACCGGCCCGGGGGCAGAGGUGGGCGGCCCGGCCGACAACACCCCUGUUGCUGCUGGUACUGCCUCUCCUCGCACAGGGAACCCUGUGACAGAUGGGGUACCCGUGGGCUCUGAAGUUAAACCACCACCGGCCUCCAUGACUCUACCCUUUGCUUCUGGCCUUGCUAUCCAAUCAGACUCCCUUAAGGUGACAGAGAAGGACGAGGAGCCAAUUGGAGACCGUUGGGAUGACGAGGACUGGGGAACUUUAGAGGACGCAGAGAAGGUACAGGCAGCUGACCCAGAUGACUGGAACUCCUCUGAUUGGUCAGGAAUGUCAUCAGUCAAAAAGGCCAGUGUCAGAGGAGUGUCUCUAGCCUCCUCUGAGGCAGUAAAAAAGCAGAGCUCUGAUUGGAGCAGCUCGGGUUGGGAUGCCGACGACAGCUGGUCCAAUGAGAAGGAGGCUGACAUCCAGGGUCAGAGUUCACCAGGAGAGGAUGGGUGGGGCAAUGACUGGGAGGAGGAGGGUAGGACUGCGCCGGCCACUAAGAGUGCUGCUUUGCCGGAGGGGGUUCGGUUAGCCAGCGAGUAUGACUGGGACAUUAAGGGAGACACGCAGACUGACUUCCUCGCCAAUGUGUCUCAGAGAGCAACGCCUACCCCCACUGCUAUGGUUGGUGAUGGCUGGAGUGCAGAGCCUGCUGGAGACUGGGGAGCCGAGGAGAGCUGGCAGUCUGUGGGCGGAAGUCCAGCAGGCCUAACCAAGGCAGAGCUGGCCAAGAAGAAGCGUGAGGAGAGGAGGAAAGAACUGGAGGCCAAACGGGCAGAACGCAAGGCAGCUAAGGGUCCUCUCAAACUGGGCGCUCGGAAACUGGACUGACUGGAAAGAAAAGCAGACCGUGUGCUGUGAUAACUUUUCCCUGACUCCCACAGAGAGGGUGGACUGUAUGGAAGGAUCAACAGUCCAUAAUCAAAAUAACAAGAGAAACUGUGAACUGGACGACGGUGCAAGCUGCUUAUUGUUUGAGAAAGGGAUAAGAGACAGGACUCAUCCAGACUAUUCUGGGGUUUAAACAUUACAUCACACAUUUAAUUUGUAAAGAAGUGUAUUUGUCUGAAAAGGACUGUGACAAAAGAAAUCUGAACAUGUUUUUAUAAAUAAAUGAUAUCAAUGUU
This is a messenger RNA of Oncorhynchus mykiss (rainbow trout), 3180 nucleotides long. RefSeq names its product SCY1-like, kinase-like 1 (gene scyl1). Gene Ontology annotation, biological process: protein phosphorylation. Gene Ontology annotation, molecular function: ATP binding; protein kinase activity. The record is from RefSeq and is a predicted model, not a curated record. NCBI's taxonomy places the organism in Eukaryota, Metazoa, Chordata, Actinopteri, Salmoniformes, Salmonidae.